Molecule: messenger RNA, 1969 nt
Organism: Quercus lobata
Lineage: Eukaryota; Viridiplantae; Streptophyta; Magnoliopsida; Fagales; Fagaceae
Product: Protein phosphatase 2C family protein
Exons: 4
Coding region: 369-1553 (394 amino acids)
Biological process (GO): protein dephosphorylation
Molecular function (GO): protein serine/threonine phosphatase activity; cation binding
Source: RefSeq, a predicted model, not a curated record
ACUCUUCUUUUCUUUUCUUCCUUACAUCUCUCUCUCUGUAAAAACUGUAAAACUUCUCUCUCUCAUAUAUCUCUCUCUCUCUAAAAUCUGAAAACGCAGAGAAAUUCCCACUUUCCCUCUCACACUACAGAAACACAAACACAAACACGCACUCUCUCUCUCUCACUUCAGUGUUCACUCUAGUCCAAACUCUCACAUUUUCUUUCAGUCUUUCUUUCUCUGAUCAAAAUUUGCAAUCUUUAAUCUGAACCCACUUCCAUAUUCCAAACCAAGAAACCAAAAACACUAAAAAGAAAACAUUUUUUUUUGGGGUCUUUCUCUGCUUUCUUUCAAAACUUGAAAUCGAACUACAGUUUGGGAAAUGAGGGAUGUUGUCGUGGUUGGCAAGGAUGGCUUGGGCGUGUUGGAAACCAGUAAGGAGAUAUGCCCGUAUGAGCAAGGAUAAUAAUAGCAGCAACAGAACUAGCAAUGAUGACGAUGAUUUCGAUUCUUCACUCGCUGACUCGCUUAUUUGGUGCCGUGACCUUCACAAACACUCUUUAGGUGAAUACUCUUUCGCUAUUGUUCAAGCCAAUGAGGUUAUUGAAGAUCAGAGCCAAGUUGAGACCGCUCCUAAUGCCACCUUUGUUGGCGUUUAUGAUGGCCAUGGUGGCCCUGAUGCCUCUCGUUAUAUCUGUGACCAUCUCUUUCUUCAUCUAGUUAGGCAUGCUAGAGAAAAUGGAACCAUAUCUGAAGAUGAACUUAGGAGUGCUUUUUCAGCAACUGAGGAGGGGUUUCUUACUCUUGUUCGUAGGUCCUGGGGAAUAAAACCACUGAUUGCAGCAAUUGGGUCUUGUUGCCUGGUUGGGGUCAUCUGGAGGGGAACAUUAUAUGUUGCCAAUUUGGGUGAUUCUCGAGCUGUUAUUGGUUCUGUAGGUAGAAAUAAUGAGAUAAUUGCUGAGCAGUUGACUAGAGAUCACAAUGCAAGUAUGGAGGAGGUUAGACAAGAACUCAAGUCCAGGCAUCCUGAUGAUUCACAUAUUGUAGUCAUGAAGCAUGGAGUUUGGCGUAUCAAAGGCAUCAUUCAGGUAUCUAGAUCUAUAGGUGAUGCAUACUUGAAAAGGCCAGAGUUUUGUCUUGAUCCUUCAUUUCCAAAAUUCCACCUUCCUGAACCCAUCCGUCGACCUGUGCUGACAGCAGAACCAUCUAUAUGUGCUAGAGUUUUACAACCCAAUGAUAAAUUUAUCAUAUUUGCAUCUGACGGGCUUUGGGAACACAUGACAAAUCAGGAAGCUGCUGAGAUUGUGCAUAAUAACCCAAGACAAGGAAUUGCAAGAAGACUUCUCAAAUCAGCUUUAAAUGUAGCAGCUAGGAAAAGGGAGAUGAGAUAUGAUGACCUUAAGAAGGUUGAAAAGGGGAUCAGGCGGUUCUUUCAUGAUGAUAUUACAGUUGUCGUUAUCUUUAUAGACCAUGAGUUGCUGAGUAAAACGCAAUCUGUACCAGAGAUUUCGGUAAGAGGGUUCAUGGAUACAGUUGGACCAUCAAAUUUCAGUCUUCUUCAAGGAAUGACAUGAAUGUCAGGUCCUUUAUCUUAAAUAAGUACCCGAUAACUGGAAUGGCUUGGGCUGGUAUAAGAAGACAGGUUCAGAUCAUUUUAACAUUUUUUGCUACAUCUCAUUGUUGAUUCUUUCAGCCUUCAUUUUCUCCUUUCCAAGUUUUUUACGGCAAAGUUUGAAACUGAUUAAUCCUUACAAGGAAAGCUUUUUUGGGGUUCUAUGUUGGGAGUCUGUAUACACUCAAACGUUGUGCAAUUGUACAAUUUGUUUGAAUAAAUUUUUCCUUCUUGAACAUAUCUUAAUUAAGUUUUGUAGAUGUUGUUGGGCUACCCUUUUAUAUUUUUCAGCAUAAUAGUAGAUCAGUGUGUCAUGAUUCUGGGUGAACCAAGGAUGUAUCUGUGAAAUUGAUAAUAGGCAAGUUACAUUUUGUAAUC